Molecule: messenger RNA, 633 nt
Organism: Sclerotinia sclerotiorum 1980 UF-70
Lineage: Eukaryota; Fungi; Ascomycota; Leotiomycetes; Helotiales; Sclerotiniaceae
Exons: 4
Coding region: 1-633 (210 amino acids)
Source: RefSeq, a predicted model, not a curated record
AUGUCAAGAUGCAGAAGGCUGUUCAUUGGCUCUUCUCGCUCAUAUGUACAAAAGGUUUAUGCUUAUGCAAUUGCGGUAUUUGAACAGCACAGCGGAGGAAGAAGGACGAGGGUGCUUGACUUCAUUCUUUUAAAACGACCAGGAAUGCUUUCCGCUGCCGCUGGAUACAGGAAGACGGAUGAGAAGCGAGUUAGAGUGAUGCUAGAGAAGGAUAGUAAUUCAUUGGUCAAAACGAAAGGUAAGGGAAAAGGUCGAGGUGCCACUCUCAAUUUAGGUGGUGUAAUUUUGCAAGUGCGAGAUAAUAAUUUUUCCACGGCUGUUUGCAGGAUUGCAUCAAGUUUAGAGAGUCAAUCGAUGGCUACCCAUAUAUUCUUCAAACGAAGAAACUUUAGUCUACGGGGGGCGUAUAAUAAUUUGAGACUCUCUCAUCCGCUCAUCAUUCAUGUAAACUUAGAUCUAGAAGACGAAGUAAUGCAGGCGGGUAAAGAAUUUCAUUUAUUGAGAUCAGUCAAUAUCUCAUUGUUCUGCCCAAGUGGAAAUGGCCAGCCAGUCAAGCUAGCAAGACAAGCAAGACAAGCAAGACAAGCAAGACAAGCAAGACAAGCAAGACAAGCGCAACUCUUAAACCUGUGA